AUGUCGGCCAGAAAGGGCGAUCUUCACCCGGCGUCCGAUUUUAGCAGCGCCAUGACAUGUCCCAACAACCAGGCUGCGAACCCCUUUUUCGUGGACUCCCUGAUCAACGUGAGGGGCGACGGAGGGGCUUAUUACCACAGCAACGGCGUGUACUUACCACCGGAAUACUCCUACGGGGGAGCGUCCUGUUUCCCCGGGAUCGGCAAGCGCUGCACGGAGGGGAGCGCGCCGGGCGCCAUGCCGCCUCCUGCGGCGCAUUACGCACCGGGGAUGGACGCAUGGCUGGAGGCGUCCCGGUCCUGCAGGGUGGAGCAGCAACACAUGCCCCAGCAGUGCGUCUUCUCCGCCGCCGUCAAGGAGGAGAACAAUUACUGCCUUUACGAGGCGGAGAAAUGCCCUAAAGGAGCCUCGGUGGAGGACAUCCCUUUCCCCGGCGUCUCCUGCCCGGCCACGGGCGGAAGCACCGUGCCCGUCCCCGGCUACUUCCGUCUGUCCCAGACCUACACGUCGUCCUCCAGGCUUUAUCACGACCCCCAGCCGAGCGUGACCAGCUUCACCCCGCAUAGACCUCCGCAGCCUCCCCUUACCGCAGAGCCCGGGCUGCAGCGGGAGAGCCUGGAGGAGGCGCCCGCGUCCGAGCCGCACAUCCCGGCCAGGGAGGAAGAGCGCAGUCGGCUCUCACCCGAGGGCUCGUCGUCGUCAUCCCCGGAGCUGGUGGAGGCUUGCGGUGUGGAGUGUGCAGAAAAGCCCAUUAAAGAAGAAGGCACCACAGAAAGUCCUGCCAGCUGGUUGACUGCAAAGAGCGGCAGGAAGAAGCGAUGUCCUUACACCAAACACCAGACUCUGGAGCUGGAGAAGGAGUUCCUCUUCAACAUGUACUUAACCAGGGAGCGUCGCUUGGAGAUCAGCCGCAGUGUGCACCUCACCGACAGGCAAGUGAAAAUCUGGUUCCAAAACAGGAGGAUGAAACUGAAAAAAAUGAGUCGGGAAAAUAGGAUCCGGGAGCUGUCCGGCACUUAUGGUUUCUCCUGACUGACCUCAAGCUCCAUCCAUGGUGCAAACUGUGACAAUGAACAGGACAUUAUAAUGCUAACUUAUUCUUAAAUGUUUAUUAUUUCAGCUUUUAUUCGUCGUCGACAUGUGUAUUUAUAUGGCAUUUGUGCCCCUUGUGUUUGAACUGUACACAUGUUGUGACUACAACUGUCAGUUUGUACAUAUAAUAAUAAUAAUAAUAACGAUAAUAAUGUAAAGUGAAACCAUGUGCAUGCAUAUA
Molecule: messenger RNA, 1273 nt
Organism: Nerophis lumbriciformis (worm pipefish)
Lineage: Eukaryota; Metazoa; Chordata; Actinopteri; Syngnathiformes; Syngnathidae
Gene: hoxa10b
Product: homeobox A10b
Biological process (GO): regulation of transcription by RNA polymerase II
Cellular component (GO): nucleus
Molecular function (GO): RNA polymerase II cis-regulatory region sequence-specific DNA binding; DNA-binding transcription factor activity, RNA polymerase II-specific
Source: RefSeq, a predicted model, not a curated record